GGUGCCCCCACCUCAUGGAGAAGGUUGGCAAGGUGUGGAGCAACCUUAAGAAGGGAUGUCAAUCUCUGCUCCACACAGAUGGGGGUUCUCGAUUUGAAACGCCACCACAGCUUCAACCGCAAACAGACACAGUAUGCCAGAGUGUGGACAAGGCCCAGGGAGACAACACACUGGAGGCUGCUAGUCCUUCUAGCAGUGUGGCGGCACUCCCUCUAGUAGUAUGGAGGACCGGUGGGAGUGUGACACGACAGGGCCAUAACUGUGUAGUGGAUGUACCCCAGAUACUAGAGAUCACAGUCGAGCAGGAUACCGAAGAUGCUCGUGCUCUCUUGGGAGCCCGCAGAGACUCUUACUCACGUCAUGCACCUUGGAGUGGAAAGAAGAGACACUCAUGUUCCACUAAGGCUCAGAGUUCUCUGGAGACCACAGAUCGGCGAUCAGGCCGGUCUCGGCGCAGACGUGGGACUGGUAGCAGCCGUGAGGAGCUGGAGUCAGGGGCAGCACGUUCCCUACGGCAGCAGAUUCAUGAUACAGUGGGCCUGUGCCUCCCACUGCGCUCAUCCUCUCGGAACAGUCACCUUCCACCACCCAAACGUAAGAUACAAAUCACAGAGCUGAUGCUGGAGACAUGCCCCUUCGCACCAGGAUCAGACCUUGCUCGAAAAUGGCACCUCAUUAAACAGCACACAGCACCAGUCACAAUGACACCAGUAGAUUCAUCCUCAGAUGCUUGCGGUGCUACCUGUGCAUCGCCGGAAGAUGAGGAGGAGCGCUUGAGAGAGAGAAGACGACUCAGCAUCGAGGAGGGUGUUGACCCACCUCCAGAUGCCCAAAUCCACACAGUGGAGGCUAUCACAGCCCCUCUGGCUUCCCUUUAUAAACUGGGACCUAAGUUGGCCCCUGGAAUGGGUGAGGCCCUAGGCGAUAGCCGGGGGGCAACAGCAGCUAACUGUGACUCUGAGGACGACGAUACCACCACUCUUUGCUUGCAAGCUCGCAGGCCCAAGCAGCGGCACGCUUCGGCUGAGGGCCUCCUGAGCAGCAAGCAACCGGGCCCUUGGAAAGUACACACUCAGAUUGACUACAUCCACUGCUUGGUUCCAGAUCUGCUACAGAUCACAGCACUUCCCUGCUACUGGAGUGUGAUGGACCGUUAUGAGGCUGAAGCCCUGCUGGAUGGUCGGCCCGAGGGAACCUUUCUCCUGCGAGACUCGGCUCAAGAAGACUACCUGUUUUCCGUUAGCUUCCGUCGCUAUGGCCGUUCGCUGCACGCACGCAUUGAGCAGUGGAAUCACAACUUCAGCUUUGAUGUGCACGACCCUUGCGUAUUCCACGCAGCCACUGUCACAGCUCUCUUGGAACACUACAAGGACCCUAGCGCUUGCAUGUUCUUUGAGCCAUUGCUCACUGUGCCUCUGCACCGGACCUUCCCAUUUGGCCUGCAAAGCCUGGCUCGAUCAGCCAUUUGCAAUGGGAUCACCUACGAUGGCAUCGGGGCACUGCCAAUGCCCCCUGCUCUGCGGGACUACCUCAGGGAGUAUCACUAUAAGCAGAGGGUGCGCGUACGCUGGCUUGAGAGGGAGCCAGUCAAGGCCAAGUGAGGCAGGGCAGAUACUUCUCAGCUCUCCAACAGGAGUAGUCCAUUAAGCACUUUGCAGAGGUGGAGGAAUUCAUUUUUUUUUUUUGUGGAGGGGAAAGGGUUAAAAGGAGGGACCUGAAACUGAACACUAUAAAAGCUUCUAUCAUUUUUUGCUAUCACUCUAACAAACAAAGAAUUUACAUAUACAGUGGCUCUCCAGUGUGCACAUUUCACUACAGCUUCUGGACUAGGAAGAAGCAGCAGAGGUCUUAGUCUCCUUUUUCCUUCUCCCUCAGUUCCCAUGGCUGUGGGGGAAUCUGCAGAUACAGAUAUUUUCAUGCCCCUCCACUCUUUCACUGCUUGACUAUGUGGUUUAUAGCCAUUUCACUUUAUUUGUGUUGUACCAUUCACCUGUUUUUAAUUCCCUUGCAUUAAAUAUGCAUUGUUAAUGUUUAUUCAAAGUAACAUUGCGGACAAAUUGAGGGGAGGGGAAAUGAAGGGUGAUGUUCAAAUAUUGCUUUCCCAGCUUCUUUCAUCAUCCUUAGCUUUCAUGGUGCUCUGUCAGUGGUUCCUAUGGUAACAUUCUGCGCUCAUUCCGUUGUUAAAGGGGGGAAGCAUUCUAGAGCAGGACACAGAAAGGCUUUCACCCUGCUCAUUGAGAACGAGACGGAGAAAUCCAUGAAAGAAAGAUUGACCUUAAACUAUGCGUCCAGACAGCUUUUGGGAAUGCGUUGCAGUGGAGAGAAAGGUUCUGUGGCGUUCUGCUUCCGGGAAGCGAUAAGAUAAGGAUGAUAUGCACAACGUGACGCGAU
Sinocyclocheilus grahami is the source of this 2391-nucleotide messenger RNA. Its product is annotated as suppressor of cytokine signaling 5-like. Gene Ontology annotation, biological process: intracellular signal transduction; phosphatidylinositol phosphate biosynthetic process. Gene Ontology annotation, molecular function: 1-phosphatidylinositol-3-kinase regulator activity. The record is from RefSeq and is a predicted model, not a curated record. The coding region runs from base 15 to 1601 and encodes 528 amino acids. The transcript has a single exon. Gene Ontology annotation, cellular component: phosphatidylinositol 3-kinase complex. Lineage: Eukaryota; Metazoa; Chordata; Actinopteri; Cypriniformes; Cyprinidae.